Molecule: messenger RNA, 324 nt
Organism: Aphanomyces astaci
Lineage: Eukaryota; Oomycota; Saprolegniomycetes; Saprolegniales; Verrucalvaceae
Exons: 2
Coding region: 1-324 (107 amino acids)
Source: RefSeq, a predicted model, not a curated record
AUGCGUACGCACCCGGUGUUUUAUGUUGGCUUGCUCAAGCCCUACCGGGACCCUGCUCGGGUGAGCCCUGAGACGCUAGCGCCGGGUCGGAUGAGGGCUGCAAAGCAGCGAGAGGUUGCGAAGCAGCAGGAGGCUGCGAGGCAGCAAGAUGCUGACGCCCAGCACCAGAGGUCGGGUACGCAGGAUACUGCGGGGCGGCAGGAAGCUGCAGAGCCAUUGGGGUUGAGCAACUUGACGCUCGAGGUCCGAGACCCGAUGUUGCAUCGCCUGGGGCGACUCGAGCCAACCAACGCGGCGCUCAACAUCCUCAAGAUCAUUCGCUAA